Messenger RNA from Doryrhamphus excisus (bluestripe pipefish), 3998 nucleotides. The record is from RefSeq and is a predicted model, not a curated record. Lineage: Eukaryota; Metazoa; Chordata; Actinopteri; Syngnathiformes; Syngnathidae.
CGCGCCUUCAGAGACGAUCUUUGAUACUAAGGACCAAAUGGAGAUCGACUUGUCUUUUUUCUCGCUGUUUGGAUUGAUUUGGAAACGCAAAACAACAUUAGCAAGAAAAACAGGCAGGAAAGUGAGGUUGCAUCUUUAGGAAUGGGUUUUGAUUAUUACGGUUGCAUCCUCUCUUGGGCCACUGGCGAUCAGAAGUCGUGGAGGGAAAAUGAACGGGGGACGGCAAUUCGCCAUUUUUCAGCAAAAGGAAAUACCUUCAAACAUGCACGGAGUGGAUGUAUUGCUUUGCAUGGCAGUCAGUUAGCGACUACCCGUCAAGCGUCUGGUGGUGGUGGUCCCCAACGAGAGCUCCUUCCCGGCGGUGCGGCGGGCCUACACCAGCGAGGAUGAAGCGUGGAGGUCGUACCUGGAGAACCCGCUGACGGCCGCCACCAAGGCCAUGAUGAGCAUCAACGGCGAUGAGGACAGCGCCAACGCUCUGGGCCUGCUCUAUGACUACUACAAGGUUCCCAAAGAAAAGAGACUCCUGCCUGCUCCCAAAGUUGUGGAAGUAACUGAAGAACAGGAGAAAAAGUCCACAUUGUCCAGCGGCGGAGACGUGGAGGCCCUGGACAACCGCGUCCAGGUCCUCAAGACCGUCCCCGUCAACCUGUCGCUCAACAUGGAGCAACCCGACGGCAAACGCGAACAGUUUGCGGCGGCUGUGGCGCUGACCUCCGGAGAAGGAGGCGCGCCCUCCGUGGCUCUGGUGAAGGCCGAGGGGUACGCCCCCGUGUACAUGGCGGGUGCUGGGCUCCACUACCGGACGGACGGGGAGGAGCCGGCCAGGGUGGUGUACGAGCAGAGUGCCUACGAGGUGACCACCGUCAGUCACAACUCCUACGCCAAGGAGGACCAGCGGAGCCCGCCGGACAGCCCGUUUGACGAGGACAGGGACGCGAAGUACCACACGCCCUCUUCUCUGGCUUCAGACGACUUCCUGUUCCACCAGGAGGGAAUCGACAGCUUCCAGUACACGCUGGAUGCCACGCGCUCGCUACGGCAGAAGCAGGGCGAGGGCCCCAUGACGUACCUGAACAAGGGGCAGUUCUACGCCGUGACGCUGAACGAGCUCAGCGCCAACAAGCGCCUGCGCCACCCCAUCAGCAAAGUUCGGAGUGUAAUCAUGGUGGUGUUCAGCGAGGACAAGAACCGGGACGAGCAGCUUAAAUACUGGAAGUACUGGCAUUCCCGGCAGCACACGGCCAAGCAGAGGGUCCUGGACAUUGCCGAUUACAAAGAGAGCUUCAACACCAUCGGCAACAUCGAGGAAAUCGCCUACAACGCCAUCUCCUUCACCUGGGACGUGAACGAAGAGGCCAAGAUCUUCAUCACAGUCAACUGCCUGAGUACGGACUUCUCGUCUCAGAAGGGCGUCAAGGGCCUUCCUCUGAUGAUCCAGAUUGACACGUACAGCUACAACAACCGCAGCAACAAGCCGCUGCACAGGGCCUACUCGCAGAUCAAGGUCUUCUGUGACAAGGGAGCAGAGCGCAAGAUAAGAGACGAGGAGCGAAAACUAUUCCGAAAGAAGUCGAAAGGUAAAGAUGGCGGUGUGGGCGUGAUAACAGUUCCGAAAAAGUCAGACACAACAUAUUUCAAGACCAUGACUGACCUGGAAGCACAGCCCGUCCUCUUCAUCCCCGACGUCCACUUUGGCAACCUGCAGAGGGCGGGACAGGUAUUCACCUUCAACGCCGAGGAGAUCGAGCGAGAAGGGAGCGUGCUGGUGAAGAGGAUGUUCAGGCCGUCGGAUGAAGACUUGUGUCCGUCGCCGCAGAAACAGAUCAAGGAGGAGAUGCACAAGAGAGUGUUGUUGUACGUCCGCAAAGAGACAGACGAGGUGUUUGACGCGCUGAUGCUCAAGUCGCCUACGCUCCGAGGCCUCGUGGACGCGAUAUCUGAGAAAUACGGGGUGGCGGCCGAGAAGAUCGCCAAAGUGUACAAGAGAAGCAAAAAAGGCAUCCUGGUCAACAUGGACGACAACAUCAUUGAGCAUUAUUCCAACGAGGACACCUUCGUCCUCCACAUGGAAAGCUCUGCCGACACCUACAAGGUGACGCUGACGGAGAUAUGACAGCGGAAAAAGGGGGCGGGCCUCAUCAAACACCCUCUUCCUGUAACAUCCGAAAAGACUGCCUCUGAUUGGCUGACACUGUGCUCUGGAGGGGAACUGUUACACUGUGUCCUAAAAGGCAGAAAUAACAGAGCACAGAUUCGUGGAUCCAGGGCACAGUUUUAUUUUGACUGUAAAAAAAUGUGUUGUCGUUGUGUACAUACUUGAUUUGUACUGACAAAGUUGCCCAUCAGGAGUAGCCUUGUGAGAUGCCUGAUGAAAAUUGUUUAUGCAAUAGUUGGAAUUCAAUCUUAAUUAGCAGCUUCAUUUGCAUGCCGGCAUUUUUAUUUGUAUGUUUUUAUAGCCUUUCGUUAUUUAUUGAUGCUUUGCAGUAUAUCCACCAAUUUCAAGUACUUCACAUUUCAGUGACUUAACAGGAAGUCACCCUCGUAUGAUUUUUUUUUUAAAGGUAUUGCAAACUUUAAUGUUCACCUCACCACCAGUGUUGAGAUAUGGCAAUUAACUCCAUGGAAGUACUUUUCAGCAUCUUAUUAUGGCACUCACUGUUGCCUGAAUCUUUUGACCCAAUAAUAAACAGAUGCGCCAUGGGUAACGUCCACACUCUUUCACUGUCUGAUGUAAUAGUAAUACCACAACUAGUAAAAAUAAUGAGUCAUUGUUGUUUUAGGUCAAGAGUCGGUAAAAAUUACAAAACAAGUCAAUUUCUAUUUGUAGUUCUAAAGGGAAUUAAGUGUUUUUACACAACGUUACGUUGUUACAUAAUAUGCAAAUUAGCAGAUGACGUCGAGCAACUUCCUCGACAGCCAAUAGAUACUUUUCUUACUGAGGCGUUGGCAAAAGUGGGUCAAUGAGUCAAAUCCGCCAUUUUGGUAAUCGAACGACUUUUUUGCUAGCUUUUUGCUAGCUUUGUCUACUAAGCAACGCUGAAACUGCAGUUUUGCAGUUACAAACGUGCAAAUGUAUAAGCGUGUUAUGUUGUAGCACUGUUGUUUUUCGGCAAAUACUGGGGUAUAGCUUGGAAAAAACGUAACGUUCCUCGCUAAAAUUCGCUAUGAUGACACAUACCCGAUUAACCGUGGUGGCUUUAACAUGCUAACGCCUGCUAAAACUACAACUUAUCCGCGACAAACGUCGUCACUUUCCACAAACUUAUUUAUCUGCAGGAUGAUACUACCCAAGAUCCAAAUAAAUCCCUUUAAAAAAUAGUACCAAAAAAACAACCUCUUACCUGGCCGCUAGCUGUUAGCAUGGAAGCCCAAGAAAUAUUUGCUACAUUCAAGAACCUGGGAAAAAAGAUAUCUCGCCAUUUUGUCUUUAUUUAAAUAACAAAACGGACAGCCUACACAGAACACAUGAUGCGAGUUUACAAUACAAAAAUCUACAAAAAUGAUAGUGACAGCCUUUUUUGAAAAACCUCUUUUCUUUGUUCGACAACUGUACAGUAUAAAUGAUACAAUACUGUGUAUGAUUUCAUUUUUUCUUCUAUAUUUGGCACUUGACCACAAGAUGCUGUGCUGGGUGGGGUACCUGAUCAGGCACCAUACUUAUCACUUAUGUAUUACAUACAUUCAUUCCCAGGGUUACAUUCCCCAACUGCAGGAAAAAACAAACAAAUGGUUUCUCCUGUGUUUUCACGCCAGACUAUUAAAAAGAGAAUGUCAGUGAAUGCAACACGGCACUGACGUUUGUUUGGUUAGAAAUUUGGUGCAAAAAUCAAAACAAUUAGGAAAAGAGUGGGAAUCUUACACUUGAAAGUUGUCAAUGCACAGCGAUGCGUGUGGUCCUCUCCUCUUCGACACGUCUAUCAUAAAUACGAGUGAAUAUACUGUACAACGUCGUUUCUUCUUUCAAGUAAAACAAAACAUCACAAUGCAAUAAUUUA